GCCCAGCAUGGCCGGGGCUCAGCCGGCCGCCCCGCCGCCCAUCAGCCGCCUGGCAGAGCCCCUGCUGAAAAGACUCAGCGACCUGCUGGAUCGCGCGGCGCCUGGCAGGGGCUGGCGGGACUUGGCUCUCCUGGCCGGCAGCCACGGCGGGCUCAGGCUCAGUCCUCAGGAGUUGGAGCAAUGUUCUCUGCAAGUACUAGAGCCCGAUGGAAGUCCCAGCCGGAGUCUUCUUCAACUCUUGGGGGAAAGAGGCUGUACCGUGCUGGACCUAAGAGAGCUGCUACAAGCCCUCGAGCACAACGAGGCCCUUCAGUGUCUCAGUCCUCCGAGUAUAAAGAUAGCUGUAGAACCGGAAUCCCAGGCAGUGUUUCCUGGGCAGAUGGUGAAGUUGAACUGCUUGGCUACUGGAUAUCCACUUCUACAUUAUCAGUGGUUUAAGCAACAGAAAGAGAUUCCACGUGGGAAUUCUCCGGAGCUGGCGUUGAACGAAGUGAAUCCAGAUGAUGCCGGGUUUUACAUAUGUCGAGUGAACAGUGGCUUUUCCUUUGUGUUCAGCCAGUGGGCACAACUGACGGUUCGUGAUCUCCAAGGAGCCAGCCAGGGGAGCUCUCUUGAUCUGCCAAAAAACCAGCUAUAUAUUUGCCUCCACCCACAGUCCCAAAAUCUGUUAGUAGGGGAAACGUUGGUUCUUCAGUGUGGAGCUAUCGGGAUUUCCUCACCUCAGUAUCAGUGGUUCAAGGAUGGCUCUCUGCUACCCCAUGGGGAGAAAAAGUCUUACAUGGUUUCCUGCGUGGAUGUCGAACAUCAAGGCACGUACUGGUGCCGUGUUUACAAUGAUCUAGAAGCUCAAGAAAGCAAGAAGGCUGAAGUCAUUGUAGGUGGAAAAUCUAUUGCAGUAGAAUGCAGUGAAGAAGAUUUAACGGGCAUCGGAGGGCCAGCAGAUCUUAUGGAACAAUUGACUGAAAGGCAUUUUGCCGUAGACAAAGUAGCCUUGCUGAUCGGCAACAUGAGUUAUUGUAGGCACCCAAAGCUGAAGGCUCCUUUGGUGGAUGUUUAUGAACUCACCAAUUUGUUGAGGCAACUGGAUUUCAAAGUGGUUUCCCUCCUGGAUCUUACUGAACCUGAGAUGCGGAAUGCCGUUGACGAGUUCUUACUGCUUCUGGAUAAAGGAGUAUACGGCUUACUAUAUUAUGCUGGCCACGGCUAUGAAAACUAUGGCAACAGUUUUAUGGUUCCUAUCGAUGCCCCCAAUCCCUACCGGGCUGCCAAUUGCCUCUGUGUACAAAACAUACUCAAAAGGAUGCAAGCAAAGGAGACCGGCCUCAAUGUGUUUUUACUGGAUAUGUGCAGAAAAAGGAAUGAGUACGACAACACCAUUCUAAUCCUGGAUGCCCUGAAGGUUACAGCUAACAUUGUCUUUGGAUAUGCCACAUGUCAGGGGGCGGAGGCUUUUGAAAUUCAACAGUCCGGAUUAGCCAAUGGGAUUUUCAUGAAGUUUUUGAAAGAACACUUAUUGGAAGACAAGAAGAUUACUGUGUUGCUGGACGGGGUGGCAGAAGAUAUGGGCAAGUGUCACCUUACCAAAGGCAAGCAGGCUUUGGAGAUCCGUAGCAGCUUAUCUGAGAAGAGAGCGUUAACUGAUCCCAUUCAGCAAACAGGAACCUCUGCAGAGGCGCUGGCACGGAACCUACAGUGGGCCAAAGCGCACGAGCUUCCUGAGAGCAUGUGCCUGGAGUUCGCGUGUGGUGUUCAAAUUCAGCUUGGCUUCGCAGCCGAGUUUUCCAACGUCAUGAUUGUCUACACGAGGAUAGUAAAGAAACCUCCUGAAAUAACAGUCUGCAAAGCCUAUGUCACAGAUUUCCCACUUGACUUAGAUGUGGAUCCUAAAGAAUCAAACAAGGGGACACCUGAGGAAACUGGCAGCUAUUUGCUUUCAAAGGACUUGCCCAAACACUGCCUUUAUACAAGAAUAAGUUCACUACAGAAGCUGAAGGAAGACUUAACUUUCACGGUGUGUCUGCAUUAUGAAUACGCUGGAAUAGACGACAUUGUGGACGAAAAGAAGUCGGUGAACAUCGGCAAACCGCUCAUUGCGAAACUGCGUAUUCAUCAAGGGUUCCAGCAGAACAGUUGUGUCAAGAGCUGCUGGGCACCCAACGGGGCUUGCCUCGCCCAGACCCCUGUUGUGGGGGCAGCCAAACACUACCCCCCUUCCAGUCGACACCUUCCGCCACACCCCCACAUGGGCUUUUGCCAACCGGGCCCCAUUCACUCAGGAAAUCCAGCGCAGCCACUGCAGUGCCACUGUGAUGUGACUCCUGACAGGUUAAUUGAUUGGCAGUCCACCUGGAUGUAUCCUUCCUGCUCAAACCCGAGCAACAUACCUGUGGAGACGACGGAUGACAUGGGUGAAGAACUGGGGUCCCAUUUGUCAGGAAGUUUAAGGUUGUCUCAUCCGCAGUAGCUGCAGUCUUUCCACUGAGCUGUGUUUUUGCUGACAAUGCUCCUGAGAGCGCGAGCGGCAGCACUACUUUUGCGUUACCUCCUUGGUUUGAAAGAACAACAUUAGUGUUUUAUCAGUGACAGCGAACCCUUAAAUGUAUAUAUCAGGCAACAAGAAAGGAUGAUUUGUUGCGUCAUUCAUUGCAACAUUUCUUUGCUGGGGAAGCGUUGAAGAAAUUACAGGUCACCUGGAAAGAUGGUGAUACGUAGGAGCCUGGUGAAGAUGGAGGAUUGCAACAAACCCAGUUAUGUCAUUGGAAGAAGAUACGCGCUCUCCUGCCUUUUAGGGUGUGUUUAGGGAGUGACACAAUACUUUCGAAUACAGCUGAUGAACACAACCUUAAUUGAGUUUGGGCUUGCUGACCUACUUAAACAUCUGGAUGGAGUCUGUCGGAAACAGGGUGCUGGGCUCCGCUGGUUCGCCUCUUGGCCCACCAGGGAUAUUCUCAUAUUUGUUGGAAUGUUGCUUCUGGCUUCCAAAUCUGAGUUCUGUUCAAACCGGCAGCACUUACGGAAAGCUUCAAAAACGUUGUCAUUCAAAAGCUGCAGAACCCACAUUUUCACAAGUACCAUAUGGGGUAGUUAUUAAAGAAGAGAACGAAGAUAUUUGUCUUGUCAGGACACCUGGACUUGGUUCAUAGCUGCCAAGAGCAAAUCCGCUUUUCCAGAUGCUGUUCACCUAACCUUCACCGGCUGCUUUUGUUAGUUUAUUUGAGAUCUGCAUUCCAUUCUUCUGUAUUUAUAACCUAGAGCAGUGGUGGCAAACCUUUGGCACUCCAGAUGUUACGGACUACAAUUCCC
Sphaerodactylus townsendi is the source of this 3303-nucleotide messenger RNA. RefSeq names its product MALT1 paracaspase (gene MALT1). Lineage: Eukaryota; Metazoa; Chordata; Lepidosauria; Squamata; Sphaerodactylidae. Gene Ontology annotation, biological process: proteolysis. Gene Ontology annotation, molecular function: cysteine-type endopeptidase activity. The transcript is spliced from 17 exons. Bases 8 to 2464 code for a protein of 818 amino acids. The record is from RefSeq and is a predicted model, not a curated record.